AUGGCAAGCGGUAGCAGCGCGGUAGCACACCUUAGACAACUACGCAAGUUGUUAGCUUAUCAGAAGAGACAAUGGGGUCGUAAAUGUUUGUUGCGUCGCUUUAUGUCCAAUAUUUACGGUGUUGGGUCUGAUGGUUAUGAUAACGACGCAAUUG
This is a messenger RNA of Paraglomus occultum, 154 nucleotides long. Lineage: Eukaryota; Fungi; Glomeromycota; Glomeromycetes; Paraglomerales; Paraglomeraceae. The record is from the annotation of a GenBank genome assembly.